AUGGCGUCAGGCACAGGGAACUGCAAGAAGAAGAAAGACACGGAGAGUAGCCCGGUGUCCGAGCUUUCCGACGAUUUCCUCGUCGAGAUCUUCUCUCGCGUGCCCUACAGGUCCACAUGCUGCUUCAAGUGCGUCUCCGGGCGCUGGCGCGACCUCGUCUCCCACCCGGACCACCGCAAGAAGCUGCCCCAGUCGACCCUUGCCGGCAUCUUCUACCAAAUCCGCAACAAGAAUACAGGUUACCAAAGCCUAUCGGGGAACUGGUGCGCUAGCAUGGACACCUCCCUCUCGUUCAUGCUGCCCAAAGACGAUAGAUUUGCGAUGCACUUGUUAGACGGCUGCAAUGGCCUCCUCCUCCUUUGCCGACGCAGGACACGCCUUGGUCCCAACAAUAUAGCAGACUACGUGGUGUGCAAUCCCGUCACUGAAAGGUGGGUGGUUGUGCGUGCCACCAACUGCUCCAGCAACGUCUCGAUCGCUCGCCUGGGGUUCGACCCGGCCGUCUCCUCCCACUUCCAUGUGUUCCAGUUUGCGCCUGCUGAUUUUGUGGGUGCGAAUAGGCCGACGAUUGCUGGUGCUACUACAGACAUCAAAUCAGUGGGGAUCUACUCAUCCAAAGCUGCAGUUUGGGCACGUCGAGUUGGCUGGAAGAGUCCAAUAUCGGUACGCCGCACUUCAGAAAGCGUGUUUUUCAGGGGGAUGCUGUAUCUGUCUACGAAUGCUGGUUUGGUUAUAGGUGUUGGCGUGGAGGGAAACGUAGGGUCAUCCGUGCCCCUAUGA
Triticum aestivum (bread wheat) is the source of this 780-nucleotide messenger RNA. Its product is annotated as F-box protein At5g07610-like. Bases 1 to 780 code for a protein of 259 amino acids. The transcript has a single exon. Lineage: Eukaryota; Viridiplantae; Streptophyta; Magnoliopsida; Poales; Poaceae. The record is from RefSeq and is a predicted model, not a curated record. Gene Ontology annotation, molecular function: protein binding.